Molecule: messenger RNA, 408 nt
Organism: Symbiodinium natans
Lineage: Eukaryota; Dinophyceae; Suessiales; Symbiodiniaceae
Source: the annotation of a GenBank genome assembly
AUGAACCUGCCCAUUCAAGGACAAAAUCAAAAAACUGCCCAGCCUCCGACCGAAAUGACCAGAACGAAUGUGAUAGACGAAGUUGAUGUGGUGCUGACCGUGGUGCUAGCUGUGGUGCUGACCGUGGUGCUAGCGGCGGUGCUGGCCGUGGUGCUAGCUGCGGUGCUGGCCGUGGUGCUGACCGUGGUGCUAGCUGCGGUGCUGACCGUGGUGCUAGCGGCGGUGCUGGCCGUGGUGCUAGCUGUGAUGCUGGCCGUGGUGCUAGCCGCGGUGCUGGCCGUGGUGCUAGCCGCGGUGCUGGCCGUGGUGCUAGCCGUGGUGCUGACCGCGGUGCUAGCCGUGGUGCUGACCGCGGUGCUGACCAUCGUCGUGCUCUGGGUUGUGCUCGGAGGGCUUGUAGGGCUGUAG